Lingula anatina is the source of this 1587-nucleotide messenger RNA. RefSeq names its product hydroxylysine kinase. Gene Ontology annotation, molecular function: amino acid kinase activity. The record is from RefSeq and is a predicted model, not a curated record. NCBI's taxonomy places the organism in Eukaryota, Metazoa, Brachiopoda, Lingulata, Lingulida, Lingulidae.
UUCCUCUUACGAUCUUAUCACCACCAUCAGUGUGUUAGCUUAUGUGUCAUGCCCAGGGGUCAAAGGUGUUUUUAUGUAUGCUGGGACCAAACAUUUCGACCGUCAAAGCAGCACAUCUUAUUUUGAUCCAUCUUGCACUUUGAGGUGAAAAGACCAGGUUAAGUUUGGAAUCGAGUGAAAGAAAUGGAAGAAAAAGGACCCUCUGAGAGAAUAGUCCGCCCAUAUGUACCAGAUGCAGUUGCAACAAGAUUAGUGACAACUUUGUAUGGAUUAACACCAACCAGCCUCCAUAAGAUGAAUAGCUAUGAUGACCAGAAUUUCCAUGUGAACGUUCAACCAAGUUCAACCAACCAAUUCAUUCCUGAAGUCUGGCCCCAUGGUUAUGUUCUGAAAAUACUGAAUGCCAUUGAUUCCGAAGAACCUCAACACAUGGAUGGACAAACUGAACUUUUGAAGCAUUUAAAUGGUAAAAAGAUUAAAGUGAAUGAUGAGGAAAUGCAAUUCCCUGUGCCAGUAAAAAAUAUUCAUGGAAAAUAUUGGUCAAAAGAAAAAUUGCACAGUCAAUUGGAUGAAAAUCUCAAGGAGACUAAAGAUAUUCCAUAUGAUUACUAUAUUGUCCGCUUGCUACUCUUUGUCCCUGGAAAGAUAUUGUUUCAAGUUCCAUACACUCCUUCAAUACUUUUUGAAGCUGGCAUGCUUUGUGGAGAGAUGAACAAAGCUUUAGAGGAUUUUUGGCAUCCCUCAUAUGGUAAAAGGGAUCUGCUCUGGAGAAUGGAUAAUCUUCCAAAGCUUUCAGAACUUGUUCAUGUAUUUGAAGAUGAACAAAAGCGCAGAAUAAUUAGUGAGGUUAUAGAUGCAUUUAAGACUGAAGUAUUAGAUAGCUUGAUGGAUCUCUCAAAAGGUAUAGUGCAUGGAGAUUUCAAUGAGCAGAACAUUUUGACAAGAAAAAGGCAGACCGAAGAUGAAGUAGAGGUUACUUACAACGUGUGUGGCGUAAUUGAUGUUGGAGACUCACAUUAUGGUUGUUACGCCUUUGAAGUAGCCAUUGGAAUGGCAUACAUGAUGAUAGAAUCAAAAGUCAUUGAUCCUUUGCUUGCAGGUGGGCAUUUUCUUGCAGGAUAUUUACAGGUCCGUCAACUUACCAGCAAGGAAAUGGAUGUACUAUGGAUAUGUGUUGCUGCUAGACUUGCCCAGUCAUUGACCUAUGGAUGGGAUGGAUACUUGAAAGACAAAAGAAAUACCUAUUUAUUAGUAACCCAAGAGAGUGGCUGGAGGAUUAUGGAUAAAUUGUGGGCUACAAGCAAAGCAGAUUUAAAUACUAAAUGGAAGGCUGUCAUUGAUUCUUACCAUUAGUUUGGCUUUUACCUGGGUACAUUCUGCAGGUCUUCUUACAGAUUUCCAAAUGAUCUCCAGAAGCGAUUUGUCUAAUUUCUAGUAGAAUAUUUGAGUUGGGUCCCCACCCAAGAGGUACCUGUAGUAAUUUAGGGUACUUGGUCUCAUGCUGGAACAUGUAUAUGUGGUGAUUGCAUACUUUCAUCUAGAGAGCUACAGAGACAAACAGAGACAAACCUAGAUUACAGAGACAAA